Chaetomium strumarium is the source of this 2061-nucleotide messenger RNA. RefSeq names its product NLI interacting factor-like phosphatase-domain-containing protein. The transcript is spliced from 2 exons. The coding region runs from base 210 to 1781 and encodes 523 amino acids. The record is from RefSeq and is a predicted model, not a curated record. Lineage: Eukaryota; Fungi; Ascomycota; Sordariomycetes; Sordariales; Chaetomiaceae. Gene Ontology annotation, molecular function: phosphoprotein phosphatase activity.
CCCUACACGGGUCCCGUAUACGACAGACUCUAGUGGCGGCCUCAAACAGCGAGAGCUAUCUGCUGCGCGCCUAGACGGUUUGCUUUCGGGCCAUUUGGCCACGAUCUACUCGCCCGGCGCCCUGCUCAGUCGCAAGGCAAUUCUCCAAGUUCCCAGCCCCCCCUGGGGCCGCCGCGCCUGUUCUUCAUGGCUUUCUCGAUGUCGACAAGAUGAACUCCCUCAACAUUAUCUCGGCUCGAGUAUCCCCUCCGCCGAGCCCAACACCCUCGAGGUCAAACUCACUCAGCGCCCUAGGGCUAGCAGUCAGCUCCGAGAACGACGGAUCGCGACAGAACCAAACCGAGAGCGCACUCCCCCAGAUCAGCGAGAAGGGCGGAUUGACAUCCGAACCAGACGAGUUCCAGCGAGAGGGCGCACCAGCGGACGACGGGGGUCGCGACUAUGCACGCGACGAGCUGGUUCCCCCAAUAGCUCCGGCGGAGGCCAAGGUCCUCAGCCCGCGGGGCUCUCUCUGGGUGGCUUACCCCAAGCGCAUCGCCAAUGCGUUCGUGAAUUCAAUACGGUGGAUCCUCUCGACAUUAACGGCUCCCGGCGUCUACUUGUACGCAUGCUUCUGCGACGAGAGCGGCAGCUUUGCGCCAUAUCGGCAACUUAGGAAACUGUUCGGCUUCUACGGUGGAAACCCAAAGAAGAUGGCCCUGGAUUACCAUGAAGGGAUAGCUGCGUCCGAAAAGAGCCGGCACGGCGUGGGCGGGUCCGCCAGUAAGAGCGGUCGAGGGAGUAGUAGAAGAUUGCGUGCAGUUGGUUCAAACGGUUCCUCGUCGUCAGGGCUGUCAUCGGAGUCGGAGUCAGAUCCCGACCGUAAAAAGCAUGGCGGCCGUCGAGGCUCAAGCGGAAAGCACUUACGCUCCCAGUCACUCCCAGAUUCAGACGCGAUGGCGCCGGCACAGAGAUCCAUAAGAAUCAAGCUCAGCUCCGACGACUCGCUGCGGCAGCGAAAACAUAGAAAAGCGCAGUCGACGGGAAAUGGGGGAUCUGGCGAUGGCGUGGGCGACAUCUCGGCUCAGCUGAAAUCGCCGACCUCUCCCGCCGGCGCUCUCACCAAGUACCCCAAGACCCCAGCACCGCCGCGACCGCUAAUACCGCGUCGGCAGCCCUCCUAUCUUAAUAAGAACGUAGAAAUGACCGAUGUCCGGCACCAGAAGACGCUGAUUCUCGAUCUGGACGAAACUCUGAUCCACAGCAUGUCUAAGGGCACGCGGAUGAGCUCGGGACACAUGGUGGAAGUACGGCUCAACACGACGUACACGGGCGUGGGUGGGCAGGCGACCAUCGGCCCGCAGCACCCGAUCCUUUACUACGUGCACAAGCGGCCGCACUGCGACGAGUUCCUGCGCCGCGUGAGCAAGUGGUAUAACCUAGUCGUCUUCACGGCGUCGGUCCAGGAGUACGCCGACCCGGUCAUCGACUUCCUCGAGACGGAGCGCAAGUACUUCUCGGCGCGCUACUAUCGCCAGCACUGCACCUUCCGGCACGGCGCCUUCAUCAAGGACCUCAGCUCCGUCGAGCCUGAUCUCAGCAAGGUCAUGAUCCUGGACAACAGCCCGCUGAGCUACAUGUUUCAUCAAGAUAAUGCGAUCCCUAUACAGGGCUGGAUAAGUGAUCCGACGGACAGCGACCUCAUGUAUUUGAUACCCCUAUUAGAAGGCCUGCAGUACGUGUCAGACGUGCGUGCACUCCUGGCGCUGCGUGGAGGAGAGGACGGCCAGCAUAUGACGUGAUUGACGGGAAAUGGUGUGAGAUGUUGCUAGCAGGGAGGGAGCAUUGGGCGUCGACAUCACUUUUUGGAGGGUGUACUUAAGGAGCAAGCAUUGUCAUUGAUAUUUGAUUCUUUUCUGAAGAGAGGGAGUACAAAAGAGGUCUGUCUGAGUCUCAACGUUUACAUUCCGCGCAAGCAGGUGAGCAGGCACGGAUGGAAGUAAUGGCGCUUGGUUCUAGCGAGCAGUAUCAUCAUUAUCGUUAUCAUGGAGGAUUAGGUCUGUAAAGCGUAUUGUCUAUAAG